Molecule: messenger RNA, 1026 nt
Organism: Miscanthus lutarioriparius
Lineage: Eukaryota; Viridiplantae; Streptophyta; Magnoliopsida; Poales; Poaceae
Source: the annotation of a GenBank genome assembly
AUGACGACACCGGAACCGGUGAGGCUCAUCGGCUCGGCCAACAGCCCGUUCGUGCACCGCGCCGCGGUGGCCCUGCGCCUCAAGGGCGUGCCCUACGAGUUCAUCCGCGAGGACAUGGGCAACAAGAGCCAGCUGCUGCUCGCGAGCAACCCCGUCCACAAGAAGGUGCCCGUGCUCCUCCACGGCGACCACCGCGCCGUCUGCGAGUCCCUCGUCAUCGUCGAGUACGUCAACGAGACCUUCAACGGGCCGCCCCUUCUCCCCUCCGACCCCUACGACCGGGCCGCCGCCCGCUUCUGGGCGCACUUCCUUGACGACAAGAACCAGCUAGCAGAAAGAAACAUGUCUCCAUCUGUUAAGGUCAUUGGCCAUUACGCGAGCCCAUUCGCGCACCGCGUUGAGGCCGCUCUGCAGCUCAAGGGCGUGCCAUACGAGCUGAUCCAGGAAGACCUGAGCAACAAGAGUGAGUUGCUGCUCGCCAAAAACCCUGUGCACAAGAAGGUGCCCGUGCUCCUCCAUGGCGACCUGGCGGUCUGUGAGUCCCUCGUCAUCGUUCAGUACGUCGACGACGCCUUCGACGGGCCGUCUCUCCUGCCGGCCGACCCCUAUGACCGUGCCAUGGCCCGUUUCUGGGUUGACUUCAUGGAAAACAAGUGCUCCAAGUCGUUCUGGCUGGCACAUUGGGCGGAGGGUGAGGCGCAGAAGGCUAUGGUGAAAGAGACCAAGGACAACCUGGCGCUCCUGGAGGCGCAGCUCGACGGGAAGAGGUUCUUUGGUGGUGACACGGCCGGCUACGUCGACAUAGCCGUGAGUGCGUUAGGUCCUUUUCUCUCAGUGCUUGAGGAGGUGACUGGACUGACCUUGGUGGACGCCAAGGAGUUCCCUGCUCUACGCCAGUGGUCCAAGGAGUACAAUUCCAAUGAAGCGCUGAAGCCUUGCCUGCCGGACAGGGACCGACUCGUCGCCUACUUCACUGAAAACAUCGAGAUGUACAAAAUGAUCGCCAAGACAAUGUUGCAGCAGUAG